This is a messenger RNA of Osmia bicornis bicornis, 5870 nucleotides long. RefSeq lists its product as uncharacterized. NCBI's taxonomy places the organism in Eukaryota, Metazoa, Arthropoda, Insecta, Hymenoptera, Megachilidae. The transcript is spliced from 4 exons. The coding region runs from base 142 to 3924 and encodes 1260 amino acids. The record is from RefSeq and is a predicted model, not a curated record.
CUAUCUAGAUGAUUAAAGACAAUUAAAAUAAGGAAGAUCAUACUCUCCAUCGACGCUAUCUUAACGAGUUUGAUUCUUAUCGAUGAAUUAUCUCAUCUGUUGCCCAAAUUUCGCACGACCUGCGUGCCGUUUUCUAAAAUCAUGUAUCAAACUUGCGAGUAUAUUAAGCUGUCCGGGAUGGUCAACGUUAACGAGUUCUUCUCGAUCGAAAAGAUGAAGAACAUGAAUCUUCUUAGUUUUCUCUUCUCAGUAGUACUAUGUACUGCUAUCAUAGUUCUCGCGAAAGAAGAUCAAAAUGAAACAAAAGUAUCUAGUGAAAAAUUACAACUCUCUUCGGUUGAGUCUAGUCGGAAUGAUCUUCCUAAAGUUCUACAAGUUUUACAGUUUUCUACAACUGUGACGGAUCAAGUGACAGAAAAAAUAUCGGAGUCCGUAAUUGAGAAAUUACCGACAACUACGGAUAUUAACAAUGAGGCUACGCAGGAAGAUUCGGCGACAACCGAAGAAAUGGAAGACAUCAACCAGAAUGUCACAACUGAAGCGAGCAUCCUGCCGAAACGUCAUGCGGUUACUUCAGUACCUGAAGUACUGUCGGAAAGUGAAGUGACUAUUGAACAAUCGUACUUGGCUCCAAUGACGUUGGAUCAGCUGGAUAGUUAUUCCUGCAUCGAAGAGGCUUCAACCUUUGGCCAUAACGAAGCACCUGGUGUCCUGAUCCACGAAGUUAUCUGUGAAUUACGGAAACUCUGGCAUUACAUAGUAAUCGCUGCUCAAAAUUUGAAGACUGAAUUUCAAAUAGAAUUACCAAUCGAAACGGAAGAAGCCAUCAUCUUGUUGAAUGAUCUUCUAAUGGACGGAGCUAUAAUCGACACCAUAGAACAAGGUAUAUUACAGCUGGAAGUAUUUUUAGAAAAUCCGGAGAAUCUGAACAGUUUAAUCGACAUCAUUGAAAAAUGCGUACCAAUGUCGCACAUUCAAGAAACUGCGACUAGAUUGAGGAUCGUUGUUGCAAAUUUCUUCGUUCAUCUGCAAGGUAUGGUUAUUUAUCUCGAGCCUCACCAAAGUAUACAUAAUUAUAUCGAACUCUUCAGCGGAUUCCAUGAGAAAAUAUGCACUGCAAUAGAAAACAUAUUAGGUUUCUUUGGUAUAAAACUAGAAGCGGAAGUGAAGUUAGUAUCAGAAUUUAUUUCAACGGUGAGAUUGAUAUUGAUGAAAUUUUCACCCGAAAAAGCCUUCGAAGAAAACUUAGAUAUCUUAAAGGAAUUUGUCGAUAUUCUGUCUAAAAUUUAUGAAAAACUCCAGGUUUCUGAAUCUUCAGAAUCUAUCAUUGAGAAAGUGCAUACAGGGAUUUCCACUUAUAUCUCAACUUCCAUCCCAGAGAAUUUUAAUGUUCCUGUUGUACAUUUCGUGCUACCAGACAAGAGUGUUGCUACUAUAUCGUAUAUCUGGCAAUUAAUCGAUGAAACUUCUACAGAUUCUGUAACAAUUUCAUCGAAUUACGAUGAAACACCAAUUUCUAAGAUAGAUAUUAUAUCAAAUGUUCUCGAGGCAGAAGUGAAAUUCGUCUCAGACCUGUUUGCAUGCGUGAAAUUACUGUUCGAAGAACUUUAUUCUGGACAUACUUUCGAACAACACUUAAAAAUUUUAAAGGAGUGCAUCGAUAAAUUCGUAGAGAUUUAUAAAGAAUACAAUGAAAUGGAUUGUUCGAUAUCUAUAAUUGAAAAGAUAGAAUCAUUGAUUUCUACUUUUGUUUCAACUCUAUUUACACAAGAUUUUGAACUUCCCGUUUUACAUUUCAACUCACCAGACGGAAGUGCUGCUGUUUUAAAGUGCGCCUGGCAAGUAACGACUGAAACCCCAAUUGUUAAAGAAGAUGUAAAAAUUGAUGAAACAAAAUUGUUACCAGGAAAUAUUGUACAAGAUACAACUUCAUUCAAGUCAUCAGUCUCGAUACAAAAUGCUGACAUUUCGACACCAAUUCCAACAAAUAAGCCUUCGGUAUUGCCUUUAACGGUUGUUAUCGCAUCAGAGAAUGUUCCAUUAAGCUCUCCAAUUGAUCUCCCAAAUGUUCCAUCGCUUUCAAAGGAAAGUGCUUACAGUAUUGUUGAAAAAGAUUCGUCGCCGAAAUUGCCCGCUGCAAUUAUUCAACCAUUAGCUUCUACUACGAAGUUACAGACACCUAAUUAUGGAUCGUCAAAUACAAUUAGUUCUUCUGCCUCAACUGUAAGCGCAAUUAGGCUACCUACCAAUCAUAGUCCAAUUGAAGAUAAGCCUUCCCAAUAUAAAAUAACCGGAAGUCCUCAAGAAGAUAAUACAAAAUAUUCUAUAGAAUCUUCUUCUUUGACUGUGAACAACAAUGUUCCAUCUUCUUCGCCGAAAGUGCAAGUAAAUACUGAAACUGUAUCUUUAUCAACUUCUUUACCUUUAGCAAACAAAAAUUCUUCUCCGUUGGGAACAAAGAUUCGAAAUGUGCAACAACCGCCACUUUCUCUAUCUUUCCCUGGAAAGCCAGUUGAUUCAUUAACGAACAGUCCACAAAUUCGUCUAUCUCCUGUAAACCCAACUGAUUCAUUGAUCAACAGUCCUCCAAUUCUCCCAUCUUCUCCUGAAAAAUCUGCUGAUUUCUUAGACUUCGUUCCAUCACUUUUUCCAUUUUCUCCUGUAAACCCACUUGAUCUUCCAAGUGUUAGUCCACCAAUUCCUCCAUCUUCUCCUGUAAACCCAAUUGAUCUCCCAAGUGUUAAUCCACCAAUUCCUACAUCUUCUCCAGUAAAAUCAGUUGAGUUUUCAAUUACCAGUCCACCAAUCCCUUCAUCUUCUCCUGUAAACCCAGUUGAUCUUCCAAGUGUUAAUCCACCAAUUCCUCCAUUUUCUCCUGUAAACCCAAUUGAUCUCCCAAAUGUUAAUCCAUCAAUUCUUCCAUCUUCUCUUAUAAACCCAACUGAUCUCUCAAGUGUUAAUCCACCAAUUCCUCCAUCUCCUCCAGUAAAAUCAGUUGAGUUUUCAAUUACCAGUCCACCAAUCCCUUCUUCUUCUGUAAACCCAAUUGAUCCCUUAAGUAUCAAUCCACCAGUUACUUCAUUCUCUCUUGGCAACCUAGGUGAUCUCUCAGGUAAUAAUUCGCCAAUUCCUUCACCUCCUGAAGAGCCAUCUGAUUUAUCAAACAGCCCACAAAUUUUCUCAUCUCUUGCAAAACCAGCUGAACUCUCAACAAACGGUUCACCAAUUUCUUCAGUUCCUCUUGAAGAACCAACUGAUCUAUCAGAUAAUUCACCAAUCUUUACAGCUCCUCUGAGACCUGCUGUACUUUCAAGUAACAGUCCACCAAUUCCUCCAUAUCCUUUCGGAAGACCAGCUGAACUUUCAAGUAACAGCCCAUCAAUUCCUCCAUAUCCUUUUGGAGGCCCAGUUGAUUUCUCAGAAAACAAUCCACCAAUUCCUCCAUAUCCUUCUGAAAUACCAGUUGAUCUAUCAAUUAAUAAUCCACCAACUUUCCUACCCUCUCCUGGAAGACCAACUGAUCUCUCGUUCAACAAUCCACCGGCCCCCUCAUACUAUCCUGGAAAAUCACCACCAGAUUACUCAAAUUACCCACCAGUUUACUUAACUUCUCAUGGAGAAUCUUCUCCUUCUGUACUGUUUCCUGGCGAACACGAGCCGGAUGUUGUAAAGAACUACAACAAAGUUUUCAGUCCCUUAACUCCUCCUGGUUAUUUCAUACCAGCCUCAGACAUCAUUCCAAAUUUGCCACGUUAUCAACCACUUUCCAAUUCUUACCCUGAUAAUCUGGAAUCUGCAGGCGCAUUUUUCAAAAGUCUUUAUUCUUACCUUCAAUAUGGUAAUCCUGCUGUAGCACCACCACCAAAAGUGUCCAACAAAAUUUCCGAACUUCUCAGACGCGGUUUCCUCCAUCUUUACCCGUGACGACGGUAAAUCCUAACAUUUGCGGUACAUCUGUAUUCUUACCCUCUACGUCGGCUUUCAAUAUCAUUUUAGGUAAUACCAUUUUAUCAGCCGAUGAUUUAAUUGUUAGGUGUCAAAGAAUGUUUCAAAAAAUGAAAAUAAAAAAGGGUUCAAGAUUUACAGGAUGACCUGUGAAUGAAAGACUAAUUGCCAAUCAAUUACCCAUCUUGUAAUUCGUGAACUCUUUUUUGUUUAAUACUCUGUAUAUUGUCGCUAUAUAUUAUAAUCGUUAACAAUGUAAAAUGUAUUUAUUGUAUAUUAAAUUAUAACUAUAUUUAUGUAAUUGUAUAACUAUACGUACGGUUAAGAUUAUUUAUUUGUAUUUAUAAAUAAAAAAUGUAAUUUAUUGAAAGACUACGAAUGAUUACUCAUCCUUAAUCCGCUGACAAUGCGAAUUAAAAAAUUUUAUUCGCCACGAUCGCGAUUAUGAAAUUAAAAGCUUGCGAAUUGCAAUUUUACGACAGACAUUAGCCCAGAACGAAGACCAUCAUUACAGUGAUAUAGACAAUCGUUUGCAGUAUUUCAGUUUUCAGAAUUUAGUUUAUCUGUCAAUUAGAUUCAAGAAAAUUGAGUCUUGUGAAUUAGCUACUUGUGAAAAUUACGAUUGACAACAAUUAUACGAUAUCCUUACAUGAAUCAGCCAAGAAUGAAGGCCAACAUUCUAUUGUACUUUAUGAUUCUGUUGUUACUUCUUGAAAAUUUGGUUUGUACAACGGAAUCAGCCAGUUCCGAAGAGUCAAUAGAAAUUCCACCAAGGAGUCAUCUCCAAAAAAUAAAGGUCGAGACAUCUCCUUUGAAUUUCAUCAGAGGAAUUUUACGCAAGUUUCUGAACUUUUAAAUCAGAAGGAAGUUGCUUAAAACCUAAGAAUCAAAGAGUAAAUACUAUACAAUAAUUUAUCAUCGUUUAAAACUUGAAUCAAUCGAUAAGAAAAAUUAGAAUUCUUUGGAAAGAAUCAUGUCUAAGCGUGCACGUGCCACAAGGAUGAGCCUCGAAUAUAUCUAAACAGCUCAGAGAACAAAGAUACGGGAAUUACAUAAUUUCCGGUAAAACAAAGAUAAUCUACUAUACAAAAAAAAUGCUAUUCGUGAUGCAACACACAAUAAUUAGUCGCAACAAAAGCGACUGUUCAAGUAACCGAGUAAUUCAUUUUUACUUCGGUAUAAAGAAGUGCCAGACGCUGCUCGACCAGCGAUAGAGAAACUGAAAGUAACCGAGAGGCAUAGGGGCCCAAGUGUUUAUUAGUGUGAUCUUUGAUCUUAAUUCGUUUUAUCGCAGUAGCUACUCCUCACACGAGACUUAGUAAAGCAGUUUGCCGUCGUCUUCCUUACUGAAACUAUCAUUAUUUGGCUGCACUUCAGACAAAACCAACGACCAAAAUCAUGUCUCGAUUCUUUUUCUUCGCUGUUCUUUUGGCCUGCGUAUUCUGCGUGCUGCAGGCCGUUCCUGUACCAGACGAUCCCCAGCAACCUGCAACAAACGAUUUAGAUAAUUUAGCGGCGGAAGCGAAGAAAGUGCUCGAUGGGGCCAAAGAUUUACUUGCAAAUGUAGACCUAUCCGAAACUAUGCAAUCAGCGAAAGCGUAUCUUGGCCAAGCAGGGGAGAAUAUUCGUAAAGAACUAGAGAAGAUGACCGAGAAAGUUCAAGGAUAAUUUAUUUAAUGUACACACGAUAAAGCUUGUAAUUUUUAAUAUGAUCUUUUGGGCUAUUUUUAAUGGAUUUAUUAUGAAAUUAUGUUUAGAAUAUGUACAUGUAUUGAAAACAAUAUCAACUUUGACCCGAGCACCAAGAUAAAAAAGAAUUCGUUAUAAUAUAAAUUAUGCGUAUUUUGAUGUAUCAGUGAUUCAUAGUUAUGUAAUGUAUCUGCUUUGCUGAAAUAUUCUGACAAUAAAAUUGUACGUGCACACGA